AUGUCGAGUACGCCCGGUCGUAGUCCUGGUUGUUGUCGUGGUUAUACAAGUGAACAAAAAUCUUUACGCGCUAAACUGGAUUAUAUUAUUAAAUGGGGACGUGAUUUAAAAAGUAAUAUUAUGAAACAAUCAUGUAAAGCUUUACAAACAACAAAUACUAAUACACGUGAAAUAAUCGAUCAAAUUCAUGAUGAUUUAGAUGAUUAUAAACGUAAAUUAGAUCGUGAACUUGGUCUUAUACAUGAUAUAUGUGAUGCAUUAACAAUUAGUAGUCAAGUAACAAAUGGUGACGAAGAAAAUCUUCAUGAUGAAAUACUUGCAGCAUUACGUCGUUCACCAACUUAUACAUCACUUGAACAACACAUAUAUGAUGAUAAACGACCACGUAUUCGUGUAAAACCACGCGAAAGAAUUCAUCCUAUAUUAUGCAAUCAUAUAAAAUAUCUAAUAUUAUGUAGUGCUUCAACUGCACCAUCAUCAUCAUCACAACCACAACGAAAUAAUGACGAUGAUAAUAGUCAAAUAAUUGAUGAUAGCGAUGAUGAAAUUAUUGCUUUAAGCGAUGAAGAUGUUCCUAGUCGACCGAAUAAUGCAUCGAAAAAAGUUAUAUGGACUUCAUCAGAUAUUCAAAUUACAGGUGGUAAUUCUCAGUCACAAUCAAUGCAUAAUCCUUAUCGUAUUGGUAUUGCUGAUCCAAGUAUCCGUUCAAUAUUUUUACCUCCACCAAAUUCUCAAUCAAUGUCAAACUCAAGUGGAGGAAGUAAACGAUCACAACCUACUAACAGAAAACGAACGACUGGUGCCAAAUAA
Messenger RNA from Adineta steineri, 810 nucleotides. NCBI's taxonomy places the organism in Eukaryota, Metazoa, Rotifera, Eurotatoria, Adinetida, Adinetidae. The record is from the annotation of a GenBank genome assembly.